Molecule: messenger RNA, 4418 nt
Organism: Thunnus maccoyii (southern bluefin tuna)
Lineage: Eukaryota; Metazoa; Chordata; Actinopteri; Scombriformes; Scombridae
Product: gamma-aminobutyric acid receptor subunit gamma-3-like
Exons: 10
Coding region: 271-1626 (451 amino acids)
Biological process (GO): gamma-aminobutyric acid signaling pathway; signal transduction; nervous system process
Cellular component (GO): GABA-A receptor complex; dendrite membrane; neuron projection
Molecular function (GO): GABA-gated chloride ion channel activity; GABA-A receptor activity; inhibitory extracellular ligand-gated monoatomic ion channel activity
Source: RefSeq, a predicted model, not a curated record
CACACACACCCCCUCCACCCAAGCUGCAGGAGCUCGGAGCACCGAGGGACCGCUGUGCUCGACCGCAGAUGACACGCAGAAGAAAGUGUGUGGGCGGAUGAGGAAGUUCAGAGCGCGGAUUGAUGGUCACACACCUACUGUACUGGCACUUUAUCGCGGCAGCAGCGGCAGAAGAAGAAGAAGAAGAAGAAGAUCACCGACGGUGUUCUCAAUCCUCCAAAACACAGAAAAGCCCUUUAUGUGAUCAGGGGGUGAUCCGCGUAUGGGAAAAUGACAAUCAAGUUUGUGGUCAUCCUCUUGUUACUUCUGCUCGUUCAAGGUGUUCGUCCUGAUCAGCUGGAAUAUGGCGACGACGAUGAAGAUCACCAUGACACGACUGUCAAUCAAAUGCUGGUCCCCAGGUCGCACCAGGAGGAUGCCACACUCAUACUGAACAAUUUGCUAAAGGAAUAUGACAAGACGCUUCGGCCAGACAUCGGAGUGAAACCAACAGUCAUUGAUGUGGGCAUAUAUGUCAACAGCAUUGGGCCUGUGUCAUCCAUCGAUAUGGAGUACCAGAUCGAUAUUAUCUUCGCCCAGACCUGGGUGGACACCCGUCUGCGUUAUAACAGCAGCAGCAUGCGGAUUCUAACCCUCAACAGCAAUAUGGUCGGCUUAAUCUGGCUGCCCGACACCAUCUUUAGGAAUUCCAAGAACGCCGACUCUCACUGGAUAACAACGCCCAAUCAGCUGCUCAGGAUCUGGAACAAUGGAAAAAUACUCUACACACUGAGGAUGACCAUCAACGCAGAAUGCCAGCUGCAACUCCAUAAUUUCCCAAUGGAUGAACACUCCUGUCCUCUCGUCUUCUCCAGCUAUGGCUACCCACGAGACGAAAUUGUGUACAAGUGGAGGCGGAACUCAGUGGAGACGUCGGACCAGAAAUACUGGAGGCUUUACCAGUUUGAUUUCAUGGGGCUCAGAAACACUACAGAUGUGCUCGCGACGACAGCAGGUGACUAUGUGUUGAUGACGGUGUACUUUGACCUCAGCAGAAGGAUGGGCUACUUCACCAUUCAGACCUACAUCCCCUGUAUCCUGACCGUGGUCCUCUCCUGGGUCUCUUUUUGGAUAAAGAGCGAUGCCACGCCUGCAAGGACAGCCCUAGGUAUCACCACAGUGCUGACCAUGACCACCUUGAGCACAGUGGCCAGGAACUCGCUACCCCGAGUGUCCUACGUGACGGCCAUGGACCUGUUUGUCACCGUCUGCUUCCUGUUCGUCUUUGCUGCCAUGAUCGAGUAUGCCAUGCUCAACUACUACUCCUACAGUAUACGCAGACCCCCUGCCAAGACACAGAGAAUGGCCUAUUCAUCUUUCAACAUGGGUCGCACCCCUCGGCCCAUGAUGCCCAUGGGCAAUUCUCUUUUCUGGCAUGACUACGAUGACAACUGCCUGUAUGAGUGCCUAGACGGUAAAGACUGCAAGAGCUUCUUCUGCUGUUAUGAGGAGUGUAAAGAAGGCGGCUGGAAGAAAGGACGGAUCCACGUCAACAUCCGCGAGUUGGAUUCCUACUCCCGGGUUUUCUUCCCCACCUCCUUCUUGCUCUUCAACAUCGUCUACUGGGUCAGCUACCUCUACCUCUAGUCACUCUCGGGUUGUUAUCCAUGGGCCUUCUGAAACAGCCACAGUCCUCGCCACUUUGCACCGCGGCUCGUGAUUUGAGGGUAAAACUAAGAGUGGAAAAGGACAUGAGGUGGAUCUGGGAUCUGUGGGAAUUGUGAAAGACGUGCUGGAGUGAUGUGACUAAAAAAUACAUGUGUGCUGUGAUGCAAAGUGUAAAGGCCAUGAUACUUUGAGUAGUUCAGGAUUGUGGCACUCCAAGGAGAAUAAAACGCUCAGCAGUAGAACAACAAGCUGCCAACAUUAACUUGAAUGGAUAGGUCCCGUUUAUGACCCUCUCAGACAGCUCUCAGACAACAGACAGCUGUGACUUCAGAGACGUUUGGGGAUGGGACUUGUGUUGCUGAAUCUUGGUCGAUGAGAUGGCGAAGCACCCAUAGUGCCUUCUUUAGAAAGGGUGCGGCAUCGAGAGACGCAGCUUCAGAGUUCCCUCCAUUAUCUUUAUUACCUCAUCCAUCACACCGCCGCAUGCUGAGCUGUUUAUUCUUUGAUGAAACAAACCCGGAACACACAGUUCUCACCACUGGAGAUGUUUAAAACUAACACUCACCAUUCAUUUUGUAGCACAUUAGUUUUAGUUGUACUCUAGAAUUAGUUCUACUUUCUAAUAAUAGUAAUGUUUUCUUCUUAUACUUAUUAUUAGAAUUAGUUGUACUUUGCAGUAAGUCAACUCGCUCUGACAUCAGUCGUUAACUGUUAAAUAUGAGUUAGUGUCAGGGGCAGUGGUUGUCUGGUAGAGGACUGUUUAUUAAGUCAGUGAGCUUUUGUUCAUGAUGCUUUAUGACCAGGCGAUGCAGUUUACAGUAGAUGCCAAGAAGAUUUGGGUGUUUUAAAUGAAUGCUAGGUUACAUUCAUACACACCAAAUGUAAAAGAACUGCAUAAAUACAUACCAAUCCAAUAUUAAACAUGCUAAUCUCAUCCCCGAGCAUAUUAUGUGCAUGAAUAGUGAAUAAAUAUACAGACUAGGGUUGGACGAUUGGUGGCUUCUUCCCAACAACAGCUAUAUGAAAAAAGCUGCAUAUUUUAUUUUUCUUCUUAUUUCCAUUUUGCAUUAUUAUUAAUAUGACCUGUGGAUUACCUAAGGUUAAGGAGUUAGUAACCCCAAAGAAAUUUCAUCACCAUUGGUUUCAUUGGAGGGUUGUGUGCCGCACAUGAUGUAAUUCUGGGUAAACACAACUCAUUGUUCUGGCAUGAAAUCGAUUCAAUACAAAUAUGUUGGAUAUUGGGGCAGAAUGAGCCUACAGAAAUAUUAGUUGGCCAAAACUUCAAGUCACUUGAACCCUGAAGCACAUACAGUACGAACACACAUACUGUACAUGGCCUAUUUAUUUUGUAUAAGCGUCAUUUCAUACAGUUUCAGAAGUAGAGCUUGAGUUUAUAAAAUUGGAGUCUUGUUGAAAGCUUCAAUUUUGCUCUUUUUCUUUUUUCCUCAUGAAAAAUGAAAGGAAUUUCUGAUGUCCUGCCAUAUGCAGGACCUAAAGGCGCAAUCUCUUGUGCCCAGCUGGCAAUGAUCACAGGUGCUGUAAAAUAGGUUCUCUAUAUUGUAAUACUACACACAUACAGUACACAGAGCGGUGUUGAAAAAUGGAUGAUCCAGGAUGACUCUUGAUGGAGUCCCACACAUCCCCUCCUCAAACAUGUAAAAUUGAUGGAAGCAUACGGACAUACGAGUUCAAACAAAACCACAUGAGGUGGACGGGACCGAUGGUGUUUGAGACAUUUUGGUUUUGUUUACUGUUCUAUGGUGUUUUUUGCAGUUGUUUGGCUUUGUAGAACAAUCAACCCCCUUUUCCCUCUUCCUCCCCCUCCUCCCCAACACACACAUACACUUUUUCCCCCAGUAUUUGUAUGUUCAGAGAAAAGCUUUUAUGUAAGAUGUAUCUAAUUAAUGUUUCUAUUUUCAUACAGUUAUAUAUGGAAUGUAUGUUAGGCCAGUAGCGAGGCCGGAGUCAAUCUGGUUCCACUUCAGUCAGUUCAAGCAGCCUAAAUGAGUUUAUCUUUAGGGCUCCUACAUAUUCAUAAGGCCUCAAGUCACAUUUGUGUUCUGUCCAGAGGUUUGUAAUUACAAAUCAAAUCGCCUCGAGUAAUGCUAAAGAAACAGCAGAAGGGCUGUUACCCUGUGGGCCAUUACUGUCUCUGCUGAUUUAAUACAUUAGCUGAUAUCAGACCAUGAAAUUUCACUGGAUCUAUCUAUCUGAACUGACUGAAUUGAACAGAGCUUGGCCCACACCGCAGUAAACUAUCCUCACCUCUGAUAUUUCUACUACACUUUAUAAGUGUCUUAGUCCGUUGAGAUACUUCAAUAAAACAAAAUCACUAUUUUCUACGUCUUAAUGAAAAUCACCUAUGUGUUUCAACUGACUGGGACCUGUAUUUAUAAAGUCUCUUUGGAAUCUGAGUGCUAACCCAGGAUCAGCAUUUGUGAGCAUAAUGAACUCGCUCAAGAGCCUCUUCCGGAGACCUCAUCACCCCCAUUAAAAUUUCUGAGCUCCUCUGAAAAAGGGUUACAUGCACGAGUCGCACCAAGGUGUCAGAAAUCACGUAUUACUCCUACUUUACCCUGCAAACCAAUUUCGUUUUGAUUGUCGGUGAGGGCUCCGGAAGGGUGGGGCUAUAACAAAAAAAAAGCCAUUCUGAUCCUGGAUCAGCACUCUUGGGUGAAAUAUUUUAUGAAAAUGGGAUCUAGAGUGAAAAUAGGUAUCUUUUUUCUAGUGUGUGGUACAUUGCUUAUAUUAAUAAAUAAUGUUUUGGUCAA